CAAAGCUGUGACGCUGAUCGUGUAUUUUGACGUGGCCACUACGUAUUCUGCAAAUUUAUCCACUCCGAUUGCGGCAAAGUUGGUGACGAAAAGUACGUAACCGGUAAGUACUCCUUUGACGAACCACAACAAUAAAGCAUGGUCUUCAGCAUGAAAGUAAUUUUUAAGGGAUGUCCGAGGGUGUAGUAACCCAUGGGGAAGUAGAAAACGGAUCCCAGGGAAUACAGGUGGUACAUGUUUCAAUCCCAAAUCAACCAGUUCAAGUCCAAUCUGUUAUCCAGUCAAAUCAACAAUCAGUUAUUCAUUCAGCAACAAAUGCAGGGGUUCCAACCAUUCAAGUAGUUAGGGUUGCUGCUGUUGAUGAAGAUGUUUCUUCAGAUGAUUCUGAAGCUCGAAGAAGAAGAGAAAUUUUAGCAAGACGACCAUCAUACAGAAAAAUUCUAAAUGACUUAUCCUCUCCCGUUACUAAGAUGGAUGAGGAGUCCAACAGUAGUCAAAGUCAAGAUGGUGAAGUUAUAGAUGCUGCACAAAAUUUAACUAGCGUUGGAAACGCAGUCCACUAUCAACAAGCUACAGUAGUGCCUGCAGGAACCAUUUUAGCACACGCUGAUGGAACAGCAGUUUCACAAGGAUUACAGACCUUAACAAUGACUAAUACAAGUCCUUCCUCUGGUAAUACGGCACAAGGAACUACGAUAGUCCAGUAUGCCCAGGGUCCUGACGGCCAAUUCUAUAUUCCAGUUUCAGUUGGGGGAACAAACAUGCAGGCAUAUCAGAUAGCUACUACCGCCGCCAUUCCACAAGGUGUUGUCAUGGCAUCGGCCGGAAGUCCUCUUUCUAGUGGGGGAACGGUGUCAGAAGAGGCUUCACGAAAGCGAGAAUUACGUUUAUUAAAAAACAGAGAGGCUGCUAGAGAAUGUCGUAUAAAGAAGAAGGAAUAUGUGAAAUGUUUGGAAAAUCGUGUAGCCGUUUUAGAAAAUCAGAAUAAAACUUUAAUAGAAGAGCUCAAAGCUCUAAAAGAACUUUACUGUCAGAAAGAAUAAUCGAGAAACAUCAUUCUUAAAGGCAUAUUUUAUUUUACAGAGAAAAGAGAGAUAUAAAUAUUUUGAAUAUAUUAUAUUAAUUAAAUAUAUGAGGCGUGAGACUGACAUUCGUGUGGAGACUGUGUGAUUGUGUUAGAUGUAGUCAGACAUCUGGAUUUUAAGAUAAGUGGAACUUCAAGGAUUAUUAAGAGGAUAAUGACAGAAUUGUGGUUGGCUUUUGUUUUAAACAAACGUGGGUUGAGAAUUGAAAUUUUAGUAACCUUUGCAACAUCGGUCAAAUUCAAAAUCCAUGGAUCAGAUACUAAGAAAUAUUGAUGACCGACAGCUGUGGACUGUGUACAUUUUUAACAUCUGGGUUUGUUCUUGAAAGGCGUUAAACAAAAUCUGAAUUUGUUUCAACGCUGUUGGUUGAUUACAGAUUUAUUGUCAUUUUGUUAUGGAAAUCGUAUUGAAUUUUGUAAAAAAAAAUAGUUUCACCAAACAUAUUUAAUUUUAUGUCAUUAGCAAUGACGUACAGAUAAUUUCAUCUGUAAACACAUGUAUUUUAAGAUUAUCAUCAUUCCUUCCUUUUUCGGUGUCAUCUUAACCACAUUGUAAAUAUUUAUCAUUACUCAGGAUCUGAUAUUAAACUUCAUAUUUCAUGGAUUAUUUCACAACCACUGUGCUAGAUACACUUGUAAAUGUACUAUCAAUGAAAUACAGUAGGUAAGAUUUGGAGUUGACCAAAUUUAUUUCAAAAAACAGUGUGUGUACCUAAAUCUGGGACUAUAUUUUAUCUUGUUUUUCUACGUCAUCCGUGGUUAAUAUUUUCCACAAUAGAUAUACAUGUAUCACUAAAUAUUUCAUCUACCAGCAAUUAUUAAAUUUAUGAAAAAAAUUUGCGAAGAGUUCUACAAAUUGUGGAGUUUUGGAUUUCUUUACUGCAUGUUCAUGUUCAUGCAUGUGGUCUUGUAACUCAAUUUAGUGGAAUCUUCUACCAACAUUUGAAUUACUGAGCUUGUGAUUUCUUAACUUCAUCUUGAUGUACAUGUAGAUACAAAGAUAACAUGAAAAAGAAAAUUCAAUUUAGUUUAUCAAAAAUCAAGCAUGUUAUUUUGUGCUGAUGCUGAGUUUAUGUACAAAAGAAUCUUCGUUUCAUCACUUUUUAAAGAAUGGAUUUCAUCAAGAAAUGUAUUGAUACACAGUGCUAAUAAUUAAAUGGCUAUUAUUCUUUCUUUUCUUUCAUUGAUUUUUGCAAGCUUAUACUUAUUUAUUGAAAAAGAUUAAAAUUUACAAAACUUUAAGAUGACAUUUACUUGUGUUGAGAAUUUUUCUGAUGAUGCUUUCAGUAAUUUAUUUUAUUUUGACUUUUCUUUGUGAAUGGCAUAACAUAUAUCUUCAACUAUUUGGUCUCUACUGUUUCAUUGGUGCAUAAAUAAACUACCGUAUUAAAUGUAAUAAUCGCUAUAGCAGAAAAUAUGGAUGCCAAUCGUACCAGAAUAAAAACAAAUACUAAUGCGGCUGAUUGUCAUUUGAGGGAUUUUGAAUCUCUUACAAACUACAAUAUUGUGAAAGUUGAAUCUCUAAAAGGAUUAUCAGUCUAACCAAGGUUCUGUUCUGUUCAUCUGUUCGGUAUUUACUGACACAUGUAUGAUGAAUUAAAAACUUAACAUUAUUUGGUAUCCUCCGCAGAGGAUAUAUAAAAGUCAGUGAAGUGUUGGAUGAAUUUUGUGAUCUGCCUUUCAUAUGCCCACAUGGAGAUGUGGUCGUAUAUUGCUGUCGCCACCGUACAUACAAAUACAUCUGUUGUCCACAAUUUCUUGUGAACACUCUACAGACUACAUUUAUCAUCUGAUUGUUUUGAAAUUGAUAUAUGUUGUUUACAUCAGUGAGAUGAAGAAUCCUAUUUAAUUUUCUAUAAUUUCUUCUAUGACCUUUGUUGAACAUUAUUAACGCUCUAAUGAUCUGUGUGAAUUUUCUAUGCAUCAUAUUAAUUAGUGAAACGAAGAAUCCUAUUGAAUUUCAGCAUUUUCCAAUAAUUAUUUCUAGAAUUAUCUCCCUUGUUUAACUCAAACCUUGUGAAUCCUCGAAUGACAAAAGCUAUCAUCCGACCUGUAUGAAAUUUAAAUUAGUGAAACAAAGAAGCACGCAUCAUUUAAAUUGGUGAAACAAAGAAGUCUAUUGAAUUUCAACAAUUACCGUCAAUUACUUAGAGUUAUGGCCCUGGCUUUACAUUGUUGAACCUUGUGAACGUUCGAAUGGCAGAAGUUAUCAUCCGAUAUUUGAGCUAUGCGGUUAUUAGGUCAAAUAUGGUAGGUUAAUUUAAUAUGUACAUGUAGUGGUAUUUUGUAAUCUAUGAUGUAUAUAUAUUUUGCUUUUAUUUAUAAAUAGGUUGGACUGUCUCUGUUCAUUGAAUUUAAUAAGAGAAAAAAUUUAAAUUGCAGAUCAGUGAUUUUAAGAGGAUAUGUUUAUUUGAGCAUGCAGUAAGAUACAUGUAAAUGCAGAUGUAAGAAAUGUAUGUUAUUGGUUUGAAAAGGGGAAUAACUUUCUUUUAUAAAUCCCAUGUUGGACUCGUCAUUGAACGGUAUUAUAGAACAAAUGUACAAUACAGAUAAAAGAAUUAACCUAUUAUGUACAUGUAUGGCCAAAACCAAUUGAUUUCUUAUUCAAUUCAAUGUGGUCUAAGUACAUGUACAAAGCAUGAAUUUAGAGACAUAAAUUUCCUGCAUUGUUUUCUUAUCAUCCAUUCUUUUGUUUUCCAUUUUAAUUUGUUCAUAGUAUUUGUUUUGUUGACUCGUUGUUUAAGAAUUUUUCAUAAGUUCACAUGUUUGUUCGUGUAUGUAACGUACACAACUGAACCGUAACAUGUAACAGUUAGUCCAUUUGUUCAUAUUUGAUUAUUUAUUAUAGACUAAGCUAUCCACUGUAAAUGUACAUUAUAGACAGACCUGUAAUUGGGGAGUCGAAAGUAAGGAAGUCAGUGUAGAACAGGUUCUCUAAAAUGUAGCUUGAAAAAGUCAAAAGUAAGAAAGUCAGUUUAGAAUAGAUACCUUAAUGUAGCUUGAAAAAGUGUUAGACAUUAAUUUGAAUACGUUUUUGCUUACCUGGUAAAAGACUAAAUGCUGUCAUACAUGUACAUGUACUGAUCAUCAAUUGAUUGUGACAUCUGUUAACCAAAGGUAGUACUGACUGGUUAAUUGUAAGGUAUAUUAGGCUAUGAAUUAAUGAAUUAAAUAUCUUCUGUCAUAAUUUUGAUAAUGUUUUAUUAGAAUGUGUAAAUGUAGUUCAGUUGAAUGUGCCUUACUCAUAGUUGUUUGUAAUAAAUUUUGACUUGUGGAAGACUAAUUACUACAUGUGCAUGUAGAUAUUCAUACCAACAUCUUGGCUAAUUGGAGGUCUACAUUUGAUUCUAUACAACCCUUUCAAACACUGAAAAUUUUAUGAAUUCACCUCUGUGUAUACAUCAUCCUUAAAAUUAUUCUAAGAUACAAUGUCCGUCAGUCAAUUUAAACAUAUAUUCUAGCUGUAAGAAGGUUUGUAAUAAGUCAUGUUACAUAAUAGAAUUAUGUCCCUUGGUUCAGUUUCCUCUGUGAGUAUUGCCAUUUGGGAUAGCAAAUCACAGAUACUGAUCAGUUACUGAAAAAAAUAUUAGAUGUCCGGUAGCAGCUACUCGUUCUGGAUUUGAAACAUUAAAGCACUAUAGACUGAUACUAAAGGUUUGCCCUGUGUAUUAAUGUACGGUAUUAUUUUAAAGUCAUUUCAUGUUGAUAUCUUACAGUGCUGUUGGUUUAAGUUGUAUUAUACCAUGUAUUGUAAUUAUAAACAUUGUUUGUUAGUAAAAAUCACAAACUCUA
This is a messenger RNA of Patella vulgata (common limpet), 4876 nucleotides long. Its product is annotated as cAMP-responsive element modulator. The transcript has 7 exons. Bases 171 to 1043 code for a protein of 290 amino acids. Gene Ontology annotation, biological process: regulation of transcription by RNA polymerase II. Gene Ontology annotation, cellular component: transcription regulator complex; nucleus. Gene Ontology annotation, molecular function: protein binding; RNA polymerase II cis-regulatory region sequence-specific DNA binding; DNA-binding transcription factor activity, RNA polymerase II-specific. Lineage: Eukaryota; Metazoa; Mollusca; Gastropoda; Patellidae. The record is from RefSeq and is a predicted model, not a curated record.